Molecule: messenger RNA, 1956 nt
Organism: Spodoptera exigua (beet armyworm)
Lineage: Eukaryota; Metazoa; Arthropoda; Insecta; Lepidoptera; Noctuidae
Source: the annotation of a GenBank genome assembly
AUGGGUCGGCUCGACCGGAGUGAUACCACAGCCUCACAGAAUACCGGCGUGAAACAACCCAGUGUUGUCAUGGCGUCUUGGAGAGCAAGUCGUAUACUUAAAUUGGUAUCACCUGAUGCAACAUCUCAUACUCAAGACAAUCUGGUGGUUAAAAUCGACAAUACUAUUGUAGAAGAUCAACACAGUACAGCUAAAGAAAACGCAGAAAAUGUUUCCCCAAAUAAAAAUAUUGAUGUAAGUAGCUGUGAUGAGAUCUUAUCAGAUUGUGAUAGAGAUGAUCAAUUUGCCAACAAAAUUGAUGCUCGAUUUAUUAGUUCCCGUAAAACAGAUAAUAGUAGUCUUACUACACACACAUCAAUAAUAAGAACAUUGCAAACAAACCUCGUACCAGAUUAUGACAGUGAUGAUUCAUCCAUAAAUGAUAAUAAUAACUUAGAAAACAUUGAAACUUGUACUGAAAUUGAUCAAAGCAUUCAAAAAGCACUGCCGAAAUCUUCUUCUUCAAGCUCGUCUACAUCAAGCUCGUCUUCAUCGAACUCUACCUCCUCUGGUAGUUCAUCUUCGGAUUCAGACAGUUCUACGUCUUCUAAACGAACUAAUCAACAUUCUGAACAAUACGCCAAUGGUGUAAGACCACAGAGCGCUUCAACUUCCACUCUACCUGCCAAUAUUUCACCAAAUUAUACUGAUGAAAGUGAUAAUAUAGACUUAAGUGAUGACGACCCUACAUUUAAUUAUGAACUGUCUACCAAACGCAAAAAGAAAAACUAUUUUUUUGAUGCCACCAAAACAGACUCAUCUGACAGUGACGACGAUAGUGUUUCAGAUUCUGAUAGAAAGAAGCUUAGUAAAAGAGGGCGCAAGCGAUCUCUAAAUCCUGCAAAGUGGAAACAAAAUAAAGUUAAAAAGCUACGGAACACUGGUGAAUCGUAUAUAUCCAUAUCGAAAUCUCAGAAAGUUAUUCCCAGCCGCUGUCUUAAAGUGCCUUGCACAGAUAAAUGUAGAUUAAAAUGCACAACUAAUAUAUCAAUGGAUGAAAGGGGCUUCUCAGUCGUGGCACCAGAAGUAGCAGUACCAGGAAAAACAACAGCUAUCCUGGUGACUCUUCAUGGAAGAGCUGGAGACGAGACCUUAGAUCCUCUCAAUGUCACUGUCAGGCUUGAAACUCAAGAAGCUAACAAUGAUGUGAAGCUGUUGACUGCGGCCAGUCAGAUGAUUAUGGGUUAUGGCAUCAUUCCGCUGAAGAUUCCAUCGUCGCCAGCCACUCAUUGCACGCUGCACACCACGGUCGGAUGUGUUGGGAACGACGAAUGUACUGCGAAGAGUCACAGUGUGAUCCGCUUGCUUGGUCCGGUGAGAGAUGUGAUCGUGCGGCCCGCUCGACACCAUUAUCGACCUGGAGAAACUAUAACAUUCUGGAUUCUGGCUUUGGAUCACGAUUUGCGACUUGUUCGUGGAGAGCUCGCGUACGUUGCGCUGAGCGAUCCAGCUGGAACGAAAGUUGCUAUAUGGGAGCAACUAUCUAUGGAUGAAGGGGUUCGCAAACUAAGUGCGAUUCUAGCAACUGGUGCUCGAUCUGGUACCUGGCGUAUUGAAGCUCGCUGUGGAGGAGGCUCAGCCCGAGUGGACAUCACUGUUGGAAAUGGAGUGGGCAACGCAGCCCCCGCAGCUCCAGCAGCUGAGCAGCAUUAUGUGGAACUGAGAUUCGCUGACAGUAUGAGAAGACGAUAUAAGCCUGGACUUCCAUUUGUUGGAAGGGUCGAAGCAAUGAGUACUGAGAAACGAGUGCGAGUCCGCGUCAAGCUGUACGAUGACAAAACCGAUAUCUAUAGUCAGGACAUCGACAUGUCGACAGGCGAAGGAGGAUUCAUAGUCCCGACUGUCAUGGCGGACGCGCCGUACGUCAAUUUGCAGGUGUCCAUAGAUGGCGCCAAUAACUUACCAUUAGGUAAUUAG